AUGAGCCCAAAACUUCUUUUCUCCCCUGGAUUCCUCCUGCUGCUCAUUGUCAGUCAGAACCAAGUCAGAACCAGGCCCAUUUCCAACCUGCAGAGUCUGUCCAAAUUAUUAGAUGAGGAUCUGGAGCAUCCACUGGUCUCAGAAAUGACAGCCCAUGAGCAAAAUGACAUGAUUCCACCAGGUGCCUUUGACCAACAAGUGUCUGAGUUCCAGUGGACCCGAAACAUCAGGGACCAGCCUGAGGACAUAUCCGCUAGUGCCRACGCUGUCCAGAGGUUUUUCAGUGACUUCAUGGGUUUACCCCAGAGCUAUCGAGGCAGAAGCAAAAAGGGCCUAUCCAGAGGCUGUUUUGGAGUCAAGCUGGACAGAAUUGGGUCACUGAGUGGACUAGGAUGCUAACUGCUCACUAUGGACUGAUGCUGACAGCUCAAAGGACCUGGUGAUACUCAGUGAGAAGUUCAACCCUUACUCAUAUUGGCUCCACCAAUCCAUSUAUAGAUGAUGGGCAGAACAAAUUGCGC
Molecule: messenger RNA, 521 nt
Organism: Nothoprocta perdicaria
Lineage: Eukaryota; Metazoa; Chordata; Aves; Tinamiformes; Tinamidae
Product: C-type natriuretic peptide 1-like
Exons: 3
Coding region: 1-399 (132 amino acids)
Cellular component (GO): extracellular region
Molecular function (GO): hormone activity; hormone receptor binding
Source: RefSeq, a predicted model, not a curated record